Acipenser ruthenus (sterlet) is the source of this 4436-nucleotide messenger RNA. RefSeq names its product single-minded homolog 1-like. Lineage: Eukaryota; Metazoa; Chordata; Actinopteri; Acipenseriformes; Acipenseridae. The record is from RefSeq and is a predicted model, not a curated record. Gene Ontology annotation, biological process: regulation of transcription by RNA polymerase II. Gene Ontology annotation, molecular function: protein dimerization activity; DNA-binding transcription factor activity, RNA polymerase II-specific; RNA polymerase II transcription regulatory region sequence-specific DNA binding. The transcript has 12 exons. The coding region runs from base 688 to 3009 and encodes 773 amino acids.
GGGUGGAAACUAGUUUAGACACUCACAUCCCCAAAUUAGAGCUGUGUAUUCAAUAACAGCUCCAGCUCUCUCAGGUGGGAAGACUUUUGAGAAGAGUUGAAAUGAAAGUAGGUGUGAGAAGUGAAGGGGGUCCAACUGAAGUUUAAAUGGGCCUGAACUGAGUGAAAAUGAAAGUUAUGUUUCUUCCUACAGUGAGUGGAACAUUUAUUUGUAUUAUUAUUAUUUGCCUGUGCAGUAAAGAAUCGGAUAGCCAACUGGAACGGUGAUGUGUUGAAGCUUCAAGAUUCUGUGAUUUGAAAUAAAUGGAUAAUGGGUGCUGUCACACAAAAAUCAGCUGCUUCCCAGCCUAGGUAUGAAAACACAGCAACAAGUUUCAAGUUUGGGUCCUCACUAUCCUCGAAAUGACUUAGGCUCUGAAUCAAUCCUGACUGUUUUGGAUUCAGUUCAGGUUCUCACUUGCUACAAACAAACUAUCCAGAGGCUUGCAACAGAUAUACAGUAUUUCAUUUUAGUUGAUUUACUCAUGGUUGCAAGCACUUAUAUUAAUAAAAGCAACACAGUCAAACUCUGUAUCUGUAUGGUAUAUGUAAAGAUGAGUUAAAGUCUUUAAUUCAAGUUUUUAUCAUCUUCUGUUGGUGGAUCUGUGGUGAUUUUAUUAUAGAAAGAGAAGAUUAAAAACAAAUCAUAAUGAAGGAAAAAUCCAAAAAUGCUGCCCGAACAAGACGGGAGAAAGAAAAUAGUGAGUUCUAUGAACUGGCUAAACUACUGCCUUUGCCCUCGGCCAUCACCUCACAACUGGACAAAGCGUCUAUCAUACGGCUAACAACCAGCUACUUGAAAAUGAGAAUUGUAUUUCCGGAAGGACUCGGCGAAGCUUGGGGUCAUCCUAGUCGAACAACCUCUCUGGAUAAUGUAGGACGUGAACUGGGAUCUCAUCUUCUGCAGACAUUAGAUGGAUUCAUUUUUGUUGUUGCUCCAGAUGGGAAAAUAAUGUACAUUUCUGAAACAGCGUCGGUACAUUUGGGUUUGUCACAGGUAGAACUGACCGGAAAUAGCAUUUACGAGUACAUCCACCCAGCUGAUCACGACGAAAUGACUACAGUGCUCACAGCCCAUCAACCUUACCAUUCACACUUUGUCCAAGAGUAUGAAAUAGAACGUUCUUUUUUCUUGAGAAUGAAAUGCGUGUUGGCAAAAAGAAAUGCCGGCUUGACGUGUGGUGGAUACAAGGUGAUUCACUGCAGUGGAUAUCUGAAAAUCCGCCAGUAUAGUCUAGAUAUGUCUCCUUUUGAUGGAUGUUAUCAAAACGUGGGUUUGGUGGCUGUUGGACAUUCACUGCCACCAAGUGCUGUGACAGAAAUCAAACUGCACAGCAAUAUGUUUAUGUUUCGAGCAAGUCUGGACAUGAAACUGAUAUUUUUAGAUUCUAGAGUUGCUGAACUUACUGGUUAUGAACCUCAGGAUCUGAUUGAGAAAACCUUGUACCACCAUGUACAUGGCUGUGAUACUUUUCACUUGCGAUGUGCCCAUCAUUUGUUACUGGUAAAAGGACAGGUCACAACCAAGUACUACCGAUUCCUAGCCAAACAAGGAGGUUGGGUGUGGGUUCAGAGCUACGCUACAAUAGUCCACAACAGCAGAUCUUCCAGACCACACUGCAUAGUCAGUGUCAACUACGUUCUUACGGAUACAGAAUAUAAAGGACUGCAACUAUCAUUAGACCAAGUGACAUCAACCAAGCCAUCAUUUUCUUAUGCCAACACGGCACCAGCAAUUGCUGACAGUAGAAAAGGAAACAGGGCCCGCAUCAUACGCACCAAAACAAGAGCUAGAGCAUCUCCAUACCCUCAGUAUUCUGGAUUUCACACGGAACGGUCAGAAUCUGACCAUGACAGCCAAUGGGGUGGGAGUCCGCUGACAGACUCCGCCUCCCCACAACUGCUGGAUCAAGGAGAAGGGCCACACUCCCAGCACUCUGACAUCUCCUGUGCAUACAGACAGUACUCGGACCGCAGCUCUCUUUGCUACGGUUUUGCUUUAGACCAAGCUGCCAGGCUGACUGAAGAAAGAAACUCCCACUACCACACUCAGGCCUGUGAAGGGGGAAGGUGCGAAGCCGGUAGAUACUUUCUAGGCACCCCACAGCCCGGAAGAGAUAGUUGGUGGAGUUCCCCUCGGACACCAUUGCAUGUGCCUAAAUCAUCACCAGAAAACAGGGAAGGAUAUGAGAACAGUAUGCCACACAUUGCUUCAAUUCACAGCAUUCCUGGGAGAGGCCACUGGGAUGAAGACAGUGUUGUCAGCUCUCCAGAUCCCGGUUCUGCCAGCGACUCUGGAGACAGAUACCGCAGUGACCAGUACCAGAGCAGCCCUCAUGAGCCCAGCAAGAUUGAAACGUUGAUAAGAGCCACACAGCAAAUGAUUAAAGAGGAAGAAAACAGGUUGCAGCUUCAAAAGGCUACUCAGGAUCAUAUGGUAUCAGUCAAUGGGAUGACAAAGAGCCACUCCUCUUGUUACGCCACUAACUAUCCACAGACUCAGCUACAAGGGGUUGUGUGCCGUGGACCUGGUGUCACUAGCUCCGCCUUGUGUGACCACCUCCAGCACAGGGAUGGCAAAAUGAUAAGCCCCCAGGAAAGCAAGCAUGACAACAGCCCAACGUCACUGUCACGAAUAAGUAGCCCAAUUUCAGACAGAAUUUCCAAAUCUGGCUUAUCAUUAGCCAAGGACUACUUGCACACAGACCUGUCUCCUCAUCAAAAGCCCGGAAACCACUGUGCAUCCUCCUCCCCCACUAACUACGCAUCUCACCAUCGGCAGUACUUAGACAAACAUACUUACUCCCUGACUGGUUAUGCAUUUGAGCACCUGUAUGACAGCGAGACCCUCAGAAACUAUUCUUUAGGCUGCAGUGGCUCCCACUACGACGUGACUUCACAUUUACGAGUGCAGCAAGACCAGGCACAAGGACACAAAGGGACCUCUGUCAUAAUCACAAAUGGAAGCUAACAUUUGUAAAGAACAUGGUGCCAAAAGCCAGAUUUAAAUGCACUAUAAAAUAUUAUGGGUUUCUUUUUAAGGUCUUGUUAACCUUCAGUAAAUAUUUAGGUGCAGCCAAGUUAAACAUAAACCAGGGUAUGUGCCCUUUUAUUCUUCUCUGCAUUUGUGCACACUAAGUGAUCAAUUUGCAUACAUUGUGAAAAUGUGAAGAAUUUAUGGGAACAAAGAUUAGGAAGGGAUAAGGAUUUAUAUAUAGCUGUGUUUAAAGACCUGGAAUACAGUCUGAAAUCACAUCUCUUAGUGCAAUCAGACCAAAACCUUAUUUUUUUCUAACUAUAUCGGUCAUUUUGUUGUUGUUCAAGACAACAAAGAAUAUGCAACUAAUCUGAAUGUGGCUAAACAUGGGAAUGAAGACAAAUGUUAAAAUGUGAAGUUAUUAUUUUAGGUGUGUGAUUUAUUCAGUAGGACACAUGAAAGGUAUUGUGCAAACCUAUAUUGUUUGUUUCUUUGUUUCUUUGUGGUUUUUUUUUCUUCUUUCUAAACACAAUACUACAUGUGCAAAUAAAUAACGCUUCUGUCGGGCUCCUACAUGCAAGAGAAAAAGAAAAAGAAAAUGAAAUGCAAAGUGCUUUGGAGCAAGCGUUUUAUGUCUUGAUCUUGUUUUCUUUUCUUUUUUUUUUUUUUUUUAGUACCAAACUAAAACAUGCAAGUAACGAGACUUAUCUCUUGAAACCUUGGAAAUAUGUUUCAGCUGUUUGCACCCUCUUAAAAGAUUUCUGAUUUUAAACACACUGAAAAGCCUGCUCUAUCUUGCCAUAUAUAGCUAUGGCUAAAGGUUUUACAUCACCUAGAAUUUUCGGAUUGAGCCUAAUUUUUAUUUGUAUUUUUUUAAACUAUCUGAGCUUAAUUUAGAUAUUUUAUUUAACAUCAUGUAACCAAAUAAACUACAAAAUCAUAUUUCAAGUCUGCCAGAAGCCAUACUAAUAGUACAGUAGAGUUCGAAAUGUAAACAUUUUCAUUUUUUGUCAGUUUUUCAUUAAGUAUAUGGAAAACUAUAAAGCGGUAUGAUUCAAUAUGUAAACGUAAUAUUAUUCAGCAGGCUUCAUUUGACUUUAUGAAGGAAAAUUAGUUAAUUCUAUAGGGUGAUGCAAAACCUUUGGCCAUAGCUGUAUAGUCAGUAGUAGCCUUAUAGUAAAUACAAAUGUAGAUACAAUUUGUACAUUUCUUUCCAGUCCCCUCCCAUGUAGGUAAUGUAGAAGACUGUUUGGUUUAGCUACUUAGUUCCUAAGACCUUGUCAAGUGUUUCUCCACUAGAUUUAUUUAUGAUGUAAAUACUCUCUCAGAAAGCAUUUGAAGUACAGGUGCAUACAUGUAUUUAUUAUGUGAACAAGAAAAAUGUUUUUGUUUUUUUUUUGGUUUUGAAAUAUAGUUGCAAU